This is a messenger RNA of Plodia interpunctella (Indianmeal moth), 1612 nucleotides long. RefSeq lists its product as uncharacterized. The record is from RefSeq and is a predicted model, not a curated record. The transcript has a single exon. Bases 80 to 352 code for a protein of 90 amino acids. NCBI's taxonomy places the organism in Eukaryota, Metazoa, Arthropoda, Insecta, Lepidoptera, Pyralidae.
AGUAGACGUCAAUCAAAUAAACGUGAUUGAGAACUUCAACUGCGCUGAUUGUUUAUUUACUAAAUAAAACUAAAUAAAAAUGGCCCAAGGCAAGCUGAAAGUGAAAAGCAAACUGCCAACUGGAACAAAAACAAAGAAGGGCAAAGGGAAACCUGUAACAAAACGUAACAACGCGCCUGUAAAAAGCAAAAAUAUCGCGGUUGAGCGCAACAAGAUGAAGGCUAAAGUGACGAAGAUGGUGAAUGCACAGGCUGAGCAGCAGCUCCGGGCUCUAGCUACCAGCUCAGGAGAACUGUCGGCAGCCCAGCAACACGUAGCUAAAGCACCAAAAGCACCCGCGCCUGCGAAGUGAAACAUAACCUAUAAAUUACACUGAGGACUUGUGCAGCGAAAGUGAGAAAAACGAUGUUUUCCACGUUCUUGUUGUAAAUUUAACAAGUGUAAUCUAUCGUUACCUGUUGCAAACUAUCACUGUUACUUACCUAUUUAAGAUUUUAAGUGUACUAAAACAAGUAAAUGAUUGUUAUUUUUAUAAAUUGUUUGUUAACUACCUAGGCGAUUCCCCACAACAGAUUAUAAUGAACAUAUCCUCUGUAAUUAGUAUAUAAAUAUAUAUUAUUUACCGGACUUGCAACUAUCGUAAAAUAUGAAUUAGUGUUGUAAUUUGUAAAUGUAUUUUAAAACAAAUGCCAAUCAUUUUAUUUACUUAAGUAUUUUGCUAUUUUUUUAUUUUAUAAAACACCCAAAGAUUAUGAAAUCCUAUUUUUAGGAGUGAAUUAUUACCUACACAAUUUGCAUCUAAAACAAGUAAUUUAGUUACUUUUUUUCUCCAAAACUACAUAUAAAACAAACGUACCUAGUAAGAUUAUUUGAUAACAAUUUUAAAUAUAUAUUGUUCAUAUCUAGUAUCACCUAGUACCUACUCAUAUUCCAAAAUAAUACUAUACCUAGAUUUUCAGAACUGCCAGUGCUAGUUCUUGAUACUAAAAUCUUUUUAUAUUAUUAAAUGCUAAGUGCAACUUCUUCAUAGAUUGCAGAUGACUCCAGUGAAUUUCUAAAUAUAAAAGUGUUGUUAAUUUAUGCUACUAUAUACUCUUUUUAUAUUUUAAUAGCCUACUCUUAUGUCUGAUAAAAUUUCAACAAAUUUGUACUACAUUUAUUUGUAAGAAAUUUUAAUAGGGGCCAUCCUUAUCCAGUUACCCUGCAAUGCUUCAUGAAAUGCUAUAGGAUGUGAUUAAAUAGGAUAUACGAUCCAAUGGUCUGAUAUCUAAGGAGCUGCUGACCGUACAUAGUGGAGGAGAAAAAUUAGGAAAACUGACCCUGGUUUCUGAUGCUCCUAGCAGCCAGGAAUGUGCUCAGAUGAGAGAGAGACUCAACAAAUCUAGUGAGACAAGGUCGCGUUUAGUGCCGUUAGUCGCGACAUCUAGACGAUGCAUCUAAUCUACGAUCGUCUACCAGAAACUAGAAAGAUACGAAUUCUUGAAUGAGAUAGUAGCAUAGAUGUGUUUAGAAUUCGUUUUGAUUUGACUCCCCUUGCUUGGCGGAAGAAUGUGUAAAGGAAAGUUGUGUACUUAGAUAUAAUGUGAAUUCUACUGAUAGUAUGAAGAUGUAA